AUGGGCAAGCCUCACUCCACCGAAGCGGAUAUCCCGUAUCUAGUAUCUCUCUUGUCCCGAGGAAGCUCCAGCGACAAGAAAAAAGCUGCCGUCGCGUUGGCAAAACUCGACGUGGACCGAGUCACUGCUAUAGCUGCAUCUUCGGGCCUCAUCCCUCCGUUGGUGGAGUUGGUACGUCAUGGACCCAAAGCCCAAAAGACGAAGGCUGCGUUGGCACUAUCGAAACUUUCGACAAAUAAUGAAAAUCGAUCGGUGAUUGUGGAAGUUGGGGGUGUACCAGCUCUAGCGGAUUUGGUCCGUCGUGGCAAUGCAGCUCAAAAGGAACACGCUGUCGCGACAGUAUUCAACUUGUGCAUGAACGCCAACUACCGAGGGAUCGUGGCUGCUGCUGGUGUCAUUCCACCAACUGUGGCGUUGGUUCGAGAUGGAAACUCGGUUGGGAAGGAGAAGGCGGCGGGGGUCUUGGCAUUGCUGGCAACCAAUUCAGACAACCAAAUGGCCAUCAUAGCAGCAAAAGGUAUCCAUCCGCUGGUGCUGUUGGUUCAGUGUGGUGAUGUUUCCGAGAAAGUGAAUGGCAUAACCGCAUUGUGGACUUUGUCAGCCAAUGAUGCGUGCAAAGCGGCUAUCGUAGCCGCUGGGGGGAUUUCUCCGCUGGUGAAGUCGAUGAGCGACGUCGGGGAGUACCAGAAAGAGGUGGCUGCUGGACUGCUGUGGAAUCUCUCGAUGCGUACUGGUAAAAUUAAAGGUGUAAUUGUUGCUGCGGGGGCGGUUGCAGCCAUGUACUGUGGUAGUGACUCGAUGAAGCAAGAUGCCUCCAGGGUGCUGGCGAAUUUGUCGUCAAGCCGCGAUAACUCCGCAAUCGUUGGUGCUGGCGGCAUUCCUCCACUCGUGGCUUUGCUCUGGGAUGGACAUUCAACGGAGAAAUUGAAUGCCACGAUAGCGUUGACGAAUUUGUCGAUGAAUCCUGCAAGCAGAGCAGUGAUCGCAGCUGCUGGGGGCAUUCGAGCUUUAGUGAUGCUGGUGCGUGAUGGUAGCGACGGUCUGAAGGAGAGAGCCGCAGUGGUGUUGUCCAAUUUGGCAUUGAACCAAGAGAACAAGAUGGCGAUUGCUGCCGCCGGAGGCAUUCACGCACUACUGGAGUUUUUGCAGAACGGAACCAAGACGCAGAGAAGGAAUGCCGCGCAGGUCUUGUCGAACAUAUCGCUCAAUGAUCGGAACACUGUUGAUUUGCCACCAGAAAUCACUGAUAGUUCUCUGUUGAAAAUGGAAGAAGGCGCCUUGGACUCAACUGUUGAAUAG
Messenger RNA from Phytophthora sojae, 1299 nucleotides. RefSeq lists its product as hypothetical. Gene Ontology annotation, molecular function: protein binding. The transcript has 3 exons. The record is from RefSeq and is a predicted model, not a curated record. The coding region runs from base 1 to 1299 and encodes 432 amino acids. Lineage: Eukaryota; Oomycota; Peronosporomycetes; Peronosporales; Peronosporaceae.